AGGCAGUGAAUGUGGAUGGCUUGGCAGGUGAGCCUGCCGGAGCUGGAGGACCGGCUUCAGUGUCCCAUCUGCCUGCACAUCAAGGAGCCCCUGAUGCUGCAGUAUGGCCACUCCUACUGCAAGGGCUGCCUGGUCUCCCUGUCCUACCACCUGGACGCCGAGCUGCGCUGCCUCGUGUGCCGGGAGGCGGUGGACGGCAGCAGCUCCCUGCCCAACGUCUCCCUGGCCCGGGUGAUCGAAGCCCUGAGGUUCCCUGAGGACCCGGAGCCCAAGGUCUGCGUGCACCACUGGAACCCACUCAGCCUCUUCUGCGAGAAAGACCAGGAGCUCAUCUGUGGCCUCUGCGGUCUGCUGGGCUCCCACCAGCACCACCCGGUCACGCCCGUCUCCACCGUCUACAGCCGCAUGAAGGAGGAGCUCGCAGCCCUCAUCUCUGAGCUGAAGCAGGAGCAGAAGAAGGUGAAUGAGCUCAUCGCCAAACUGGUGAACAACCGGACCCGAAUCGUCAAUGAGUCGGAUGUCUUCAGCUGGGUGAUCCGCCGCGAGUUCCAGGAGCUGCACCACCUGGUGGACGAGGAGAAGGCCCACUGCCUGGAGGGGAUAGGGGGUCACACCCGUGGCCUGGUGGCCUCCCUGGACAUGCAGCUGGAGCAGGCCCAGGGAACCCAGGAGCGGCUGGCCCAAGCCAAGUAUGUGCUGGAAGAACAGUUCAGCAAUGAGGGCCACCACGAGUUCAUCCAGAAGUUGCACUCCAUGGCCUCCAGGUGCGCGAUCACACACACACCUUGCAGGUGGACUUCGACCGGUACUUCCGGUCCCGGAAGGGCGUGCCCUUGGACCCCGGAAGUCCGGGCGGGGGCAGAGCCGGGUGCGGUUUGCGACAGAGCCGUAAAGGCGCGCGGGAACAUGGGGCUGUAUGCUGCAGCUGCAGGCGUGCUGGCCGGGGUGGAGAGCCGCCAGGGCUCUAUCAAGGGGUUGGUGUACUCCAGCAACUUCCAGAACGUGAAGCAGCUGUACGCGCUGGUGUGCGAAACGCAGCGCUACUCCGCCGUGCUGGAUGCCGUGAUCGCCAGCGCCGGCCUCCUCAGUGCGAAGAAGCAGCUGCGGCCGCACCUGGCCAAGGUGCUAGUGUAUGAGUUGUUGGGAAAGGGCUUUCGAGGGCGUGGGGGCUGAUGGAAGGCUCUGUUGGGCCGGCACCAGGCGAGGCUCAAGGCUGAGUUGGCUUGGCUCAAGGUUCUUCGGGGUGUGAGCUGGAAUGAGGACCUGUUGGAAGUGGGAUCCAGGCCUGGUCCAGCCUCCCAGCUGCCUCGAUUUGUGCGUGUGAACGCUCUCAAGACCUGCUGUUUAUGUAGUUAUUUCAAGAGACAAGGUUUCACCUAUCAGGGUCGGGCUUCCAGCCUCGACGACUUUCGAGCCCUCAAGGGGAAGCAUUUUCUCCUGGACUCCUUGAUGCCGGAGCUGCUGGUGUUUCCCGCCCAGACAGAUCUGCAUGAGCACCCACUGUACCGGGCCGGACACCUCAUUCUGCAGGACAGGGCCAGCUGUCUCCCAGCCAUGCUGCUGGACCCCCCGCCAGGCUCCCAUGUCAUCGAUGCCUGUGCCGCCCCAGGCAAUAAGACGAGUCACUUGGCUGCUCUUCUGAAGAACCAAGGGAAGAUCUUUGCCUUUGACCUGGAUGCCAAGCGGCUAGCGUCCAUGGCCACGCUGCUGGCCCGGGCUGGCGUCUCUUGCUGUGAGCUGGCUGAGGAGGACUUCCUGGCGGUCUCCCCCUCAGACCCGCGCUACCGUGAGGUCCACUACAUCCUGCUGGAUCCUUCCUGCAGUGGCUCGGGUAUGCCGAGCAGACAGCUGGAGGAGCCUGGGGCAGGCACACCUAGCCCGGCGCGUCUGCAUGCCCUGGCAGGGUUCCAGCAGCGAGCCCUGUGCCACGCGCUCACUUUCCCUUCCCUGCAGCGGCUCGUCUACUCCACGUGCUCCCUCUGCCGGGAGGAGAAUGAAGAUGUGGUGCGAGAUGCGCUGCAGCAGAACCCCGGCGCCUUCAGGCUAGCUCCCGCCCUGCCUGCCUGGCCCCACCGAGGCCUGAGCACGUUCCCGGGUGCCGAGCACUGCCUCCGGGCCUCCCCUGAGACCACGCUCAGCAGUGGCUUCUUCGUUGCUGUAAUUGAACGGGUCGAGGUGCCGAGCCUCACAGGCCAAAGCAUCAGCACCAGAAUGCACACCCAGCCCAGCCCCAAAGAAAAAGAGACAGCAAAAAGCCGCAGCCGGUGCUUGCACACCGCCUUGCACAUAGCAGAGGCUCUGGGCUGACUCCUUCCUGGUGGGAAAGGAAGAUGCCCGUCCUUUCCGUGGAGGACCCUGGGCCUUCACCGCAGGCAGCAGUUUGGGUUUUGAAAGGUUAUUGGGUCCCUUCCCCGGGCUGUGUUCUUGCUGGUGAGCAAAGUGUUGCCUGCAGAAAUAAAAUGCAGAACGUACUCUA
Messenger RNA from Pongo pygmaeus (Bornean orangutan), 2476 nucleotides. Its product is annotated as 28S rRNA (cytosine-C(5))-methyltransferase. Gene Ontology annotation, biological process: rRNA base methylation. Gene Ontology annotation, molecular function: zinc ion binding; RNA methyltransferase activity. Gene Ontology annotation, cellular component: nucleolus. NCBI's taxonomy places the organism in Eukaryota, Metazoa, Chordata, Mammalia, Primates, Hominidae. The record is from RefSeq and is a predicted model, not a curated record.